Molecule: messenger RNA, 2001 nt
Organism: Megalops cyprinoides (Indo-Pacific tarpon)
Lineage: Eukaryota; Metazoa; Chordata; Actinopteri; Elopiformes; Megalopidae
Gene: degs1
Product: delta(4)-desaturase, sphingolipid 1
Exons: 3
Coding region: 328-1299 (323 amino acids)
Biological process (GO): ceramide biosynthetic process
Cellular component (GO): membrane
Molecular function (GO): sphingolipid delta-4 desaturase activity
Source: RefSeq, a predicted model, not a curated record
ACGUCGGCUGCGUAAAGUAGGAGGGACAAACUACCUCACACGCUUGAGGUCUGUCAUAUAACCAGCUCGCCUUCUACGUCUCCGCUCCGAGAUGAAAAAAAAAGUCGGCGAUAGGCGUAAUCGAGCCUGCCGACUCUAAACGCCGGCUGCCAAGAGCAUUGCAUUAGCUAAUCGUGAACUUUCCGGAGAGCUAGCUGAUCUGGGUGGGGUGCCUAAAGGGAAAGAUCGCUCCCCUCGUCUAAGUUUAGUGGCCAGGCUGGAGCGUAGCAUUAUUUGAGUCUGUAGAUUGUUGGGCUAACUGUUUUUUUGCAGUAACAGAAAGGAGAGAUGGGGAACAGAGUCGCCCGCGAUGAUUACGAAUGGGUCUACACAGACCAGCCGCACGCUGACAGGAGGAAAGAAAUUUUGGCAAAGUACCCCGAGAUCAAAUCUCUGAUGAGCCCUGAUCACCGGCUGAAGUGGAUUGUCUGCAUGAUGGUGGCCGUCCAGUUUCUGGCUUUUUACCUAGUGAAGGAUUUGGACUGGAAGUGGGUUCUGUUUUGGACAUAUGUCUUUGGCAGCUGUCUCAACCACUCCAUGACGCUGGCCAUCCAUGAGAUAUCACACAACACGGCCUUCGGCAACAACAAGGCCAUGUGGAACCGCUGGUUCGCCAUCUUUGCCAACCUGCCCAUUGGCCUGCCUUACUCGGCCUCUUUCAAGCGGUACCACCUGGACCACCACCGCUACCUGGGCGGCGAUGGGGUGGACGUGGACAUCCCCACCGACUUCGAGGGCUGGUUCUUCUGCACGCGCUUCCGUAAGUUCGUCUGGAUCAUCCUGCAGCCGCUCUUCUAUGCCGUGCGGCCGCUCUGCAUCAACCCGAAGCCCAUCAGCCGGCUGGAGCUCAUCAACGUGGCCGUGCAGUUUACGUUCAACGCCGCCCUCUACUGGCUGUGGGGCGCCAAGCCGGUAGUGUACAUGCUGGCCGGGUCCAUGCUGGGCAUGGGCCUGCACCCCAUCUCGGGCCACUUCAUUGCCGAGCAUUACAUGUUCCUGAAGGGCCACGAAACGUACUCCUACUACGGCUCCCUCAACCUCCUGACCUUCAACGUGGGCUAUCACAACGAGCACCACGACUUCCCCAGCAUCCCAGGGCGCCGGCUCCCUCUGGUCAAGAAAAUUGCAGCGGAGUACUACGACGAUCUGCCUCAGUACACGUCAUGGGUCAAGGUCCUGUACGACUUCAUCAUGGACGACCAGCUGAGCCCGUACUCGCGCGUCAAGAGAAAGCUCAAGGGGGAGGUCAAGCAAGAGUGAGCCCCCUGCCUCCCCGUCACUCUCUCUCUUUCUCUCAUUCCGACAGAACCACACAGACAGCCCCGAAACCAUCCCCAAAACACCGUCUCUGCUUCUGCAUCUAUUAAUAUACUGUACACAGGUACAGAAACCACUGUGUGCAAUGUGUAUCCAUGCGCAUAGUUUUUUUUUUUUUUUUUUUUGUCCCCCCCCCCCACCCCCGUUCUUCCCCCCCUUCAAAGCAAGAACAACUAUCAGUGUGUCCAAUUUGGAACUAUCCACGGCUGAGUUGACGCCCGCGUUCCUCCUCGUAAGAACUGCACACACAGCUCACUGACUCGUGCAUUGAGGGGGUGGAGGAGGUCGCACUCCACUUGUAGGUCUUGAUACCAUUACAGGCUGAUUGGAAUGCAACCGAAUCCGAAGGUAUUAGUUUUACUUAAAGUGGCCUUACAGCUUGUUACGGUCACUUGACUUCAACCAGUAACAUGGCCAACAGAGCACGAGAGACUGUUUUACUGUAAGCAUACUGUACAUGUAGCUUUAUUCCAUAGGAAAUAAGAAGCACACCUGAUAUCAUCACUGUAGUUGUGUAGAAUACAAAAAAUACACAAUGCUGCUUAGAACAGGGAGUUGUUCAUUUUAUGCUGAAUCUGUUGAAGCAUUUUGUUCAUGUUUGGUCUUACUUAACAAUAUAAAGUAGAAUACAACCUUGGAUUAGUC